Brachypodium distachyon (stiff brome) is the source of this 1061-nucleotide messenger RNA. RefSeq names its product putative RING-H2 finger protein ATL50. The transcript has a single exon. The record is from RefSeq and is a predicted model, not a curated record. Bases 13 to 714 code for a protein of 233 amino acids. NCBI's taxonomy places the organism in Eukaryota, Viridiplantae, Streptophyta, Magnoliopsida, Poales, Poaceae. Gene Ontology annotation, molecular function: zinc ion binding; ubiquitin protein ligase activity. Gene Ontology annotation, biological process: protein ubiquitination.
GCAACCUUCCUGAUGCACCACAGUACCAAACGUACUUUCCCAAUUGCUCAAUGGCGAUUUAUAAAGACGUCUAUAACGAAGCUUAGCUUGCGCAGCCAACCAUAUCAACGAGAGAGAGUAGUACUCGAUCAAGCGUUUACUACCAUCAUGGCCCAUCCCUGCAGUGAUCACGGCUACGACCUUGUUGCGCUGCGACGAAAGCUCCGGCUCCUCCUCCACCUCCUCGACUGCGUCCGCUUCCUCGCGGCCGUCGUCCUGGACCGCCUCGGCGUCCUCUCGUGCCCCGACGAGACGCUGCCCGGGCAGCCCUGGGCUGAGCUCGUCGACUGUACAGGUGCCAUGGAGCGCCUCAUGGAGGCGGCGUUUCGGGAGCCUAGCUCGAAGCGGUACUCGUCGACGGCCGUGCCGCAGUACAGGCGACGGCGGAUUGGGCUGGCGGCAGAAGCGUCAGAAGAAUACAAGGGAGCCGACGACGACGAGGGGAGAGAGGCCGUCUGCGCGAUUUGCUUGGCGCCGCUGCAGGAAGCCGGAGGGUGCCAGCAGCAGCGGGUCACGGAGCUGUGCAGCUGCUCGCACGCUUUCCACGCCGCGUGCAUCGAUUCUUGGUUCGCGAGCGGGGAGGGCGACGGCGCAGGGACCUGCCCGCUAUGCCGCACGCCGACGCUGCCACCGGCGUGGGGUGGGUGGCCAGAAGCAGUGCCACACGCGUCUUGAACUUUUGAUUGCUUUUAGAGGUUGAGGAUCGAAGAAACAAUCCCAAUCGCCUCAAUGGAGUACAUGGAGAAGAAGCAAUAUACGUUACACGGCCACUUCGCAUAAUUACUUCUUCCGUUCCUAAAUACUUGUUGACAAGCAUUUACAAACAGAGGAAGUAGUAUUUUUGUUGUAAAACUUUCUACUGCGUACUCAUAGAUUGGUUUUUCCUCGGAAAAAAAACAGUAGAAUGGUCGUUUUGGUACGUCUUGUCACGCUGACUUCACGCCCUCGAAUGUUUUUCCUUGCAGGCGUUGCACGCCAACUUUUCUGCCAAAUGAUAAGUUCCUCGUCUUUUGUUUGCUCUA